GGUGGAGCAAGAAAACAAAACAGAAAUGAAUGGCAGGUCUGGCACAGGGGAGACUUCAGAGAGGGUAGACUCUCUUUAUAUCCCUCUGCUUUUUUGUUUCCUUUCUUCGUCAAUGAACAGCAAUUCAUUUUAGCUCGUCUCAGACGUCUCUGUCUUUUUCUUUGCAGUUUUACUGGGAAUCAUCGCAGAAACCAUCCACAAUUCUCAACUUUCAUUUUCCCCUCUUUCAUCUUUCUCUCCCUCUUCUUUUAAGACUCUAUUUUUACGACCUUAACACCAUCUACUACACCUCCUCACCUCAACUCUUCCAAGUCUAUAUACUGGUAUUUAUUUCUGUCCUGCCAAUUUCUGCAAGCUAAUUAUCAUUGUCCUUCAACGCUCCUUCGUGUAUCUGGAUAAAAAUUUUCGAUGAGUAAUCUGAAGCUAGGAGUGGAGGUUGUGAGUGCACACGACCUUAUGCCCAAAGAUGGGCAGGGCUCAGCCAAUGCCUUUGUGGAGCUUCAUUUUGAUCAUCAGAAAUUUCGCACCACUACUAAAGAAAAAGAUCUGAGUCCUGUUUGGAAUGAGCAUUUCUACUUCAACAUAUCUGAUCCAAACAAGCUAUCCAACCUCACUCUUGAAGCCUACAUAUACAACCAUAAUAAAGAAAACAACUCCAAAUCUUUUCUUGGAAAGGUUCGCCUCACUGGGACGUCGUUUGUCCCCUACUCUGAUGCUGUUGUUUUGCAUUACCCUGUGGAAAAACGAAGUAUUUUUUCUCGUGUCAAAGGAGAGCUUGGCUUGAAAGUAUUUGUUACUGAUAAUCCUUCAAUAAGAUCAUCAAACCCACUUCCUGCGAUGGACUCCUCUUUGUUUACAGAGACACGUUCAACCCAGGCUCAAGCACCGGAACAGCAGAUACCAAAUCCAGUCCCACAACUGUUCUCCAGUGAAAGGUCUGAGACAAGGCAUACAUUUCAUCAUCUUCCAAACUCUAGCCAGCCUCAGCCUCAAACUCAGUCACAACCACAGCCACAGCCACCGGUGCAGCAAUCUGUCCCAGCAUCAGGCCCCCAGCAAACAAUGAAUUAUGGGAUUCAUGAGAUGAGAUCACCUCAGGCUCCAAGAAUUGUUCGCAUGUUCUCUGAUUCGUCAUCACAGCCUGCUGAUUAUGCACUAAAAGAGACUAAUCCUUUCCUCGGAGGCGGGCAAAUUGUUGGAGGUCGAGUUAUACGCGGGGAUAGGACGGCCAGCACUUAUGAUCUUGUUGAACAGAUGAGGUGCCUUUUUGUACGAGUUGUCAAAGCUCGUGAUCUUCCCACAAAGGAUGUGACAGGGAGCCUUGAUCCAUAUGUUGAAAUAAAAGUUGGGAAUUACAAAGGAAUAACAAAACACUUCGAAAAGAAGCAAAACCCCGAAUGGAAUGAAGUGUUUGCCUUCGCAAGGGACACAAUUCAAUCAUCAGUGCUGGAAGUUGUGGUCAAGGAUAAGGAUCUAGUGAAAGAUGACUUCGUUGGGAUCGUAAGAUUUGAUAUGAAUGAGAUUCCAACACGGGUACCGCCUGAUAGUCCAUUGGCACCCGAAUGGUAUAGGCUUGAAGACAAGAAAGGAGAUAAAGUAAAAGGGGAGUUGAUGCUCGCUGUCUGGUAUGGUACUCAAGCUGAUGAGGCAUUUCCUGAUGCUUGGCACUCUGAUGCAGUAACUCCAACUGAUAGUUCCUCCGCUAUCUCUGCACAUAUACGCUCCAAAGUUUAUCAUUCUCCAAGAUUAUGGUAUGUUCGUGUCAAUGUAAUUGAGGCUCAAGACCUGGUUAUUUCUGAGAAGAAUCGGUUUCCAGAUGCUUAUGUUAAGGUACAGAUAGGUAACCAGGUCUUAAAGACAAAGAUGGUCCAAACACGGACAAUGAACCUAGUAUGGAAUGAGGAUUUAAUGUUUGUUGCUGCUGAACCCUUUGAAGAUCAUUUGGUCCUUUCGGUUGAAGAUCGCAUUGGCCCCAACAAAGAUGAGACUAUUGGCAAGGUUGUUAUACCAUUAAUCUCUGUUGAGAAGCGUGCUGAUGAUCGAAUUAUUCGUAGCCGAUGGUUCAACCUGGAAAAGUCCAUUUCAGCUGCCAUGGAUGAGAAGCAGGCUAAGAAAGAUAAGUACUCCAGCAGAAUCCAUCUUCGAGUUGUCCUUGAUGGAGGGUACCAUGUGCUUGAUGAGUCAACUCAUUACAGUAGUGAUCUUCGACCAACAGCAAAGCAGUUGUGGAAGCCAUCAAUAGGUGUGUUGGAGCUUGGUGUUCUAAGUGCUGAUGGACUUCACCCGAUGAAAACAAGGGAUGGAAAAGGUACGUCAGAUACAUAUUGUGUAGCGAAGUAUGGCCACAAGUGGAUUAGGACUCGAACCAUAAUCAACAGCCUCAGCCCUAAGUACAAUGAACAAUACACCUGGGAGGUGUAUGAUACUGCAACAGUCCUUACUGUGGGAGUUUUCGAUAACAACCAUGUUGGUGGUUCAAAUGGUUAUAGGGAUACAAAAAUUGGUAAGGUUCGGAUACGACUCUCUACUCUUGAAACUGGCUGUGUUUAUACACACUCUUAUCCGCUACUAGUGCUUCAUCCUUCCGGAGUCAAGAAGAUGGGUGAAUUACAUCUGGCCAUACGAUUUUCAUACACAUCAAUGGUGGACAUGAUGUUUCAGUACACACGGCCCCUUUUGCCAAAGAUGCAUUAUGUAAGGCCAUUGACUGUGAUGCAGCAGGACAUGCUACGGCACCAAGCUGUCAACAUAGUGGCAGCUCGGCUUAGUCGAGCAGAACCUCCUCUUAGGAAAGAAGUUGUUGAAUACAUGUCCGAUGUAGACUCUCAUCUCUGGAGCAUGAGGAGGAGCAAGGCAAACUUUUUCAGGCUGAUGUCUGUGUUCUCUGGAUUAUUUGCUGUUGGAAAAUGGUUUGGAGAAGUUUGCAUGUGGAAAAAUCCAAUCACCGCCGUUUUAGUACACCUCCUCUUUGUGAUGCUUGUGUGUUUUCCAGAACUGAUUCUGCCAACAGUAUUUCUCUAUAUGUUUUUAAUAGGCCUCUGGAAUUAUCGUUUCCGACCAAGAUACCCCCCACACAUGAAUACGAGAAUUUCUUGUGCUGAUGCAGUACAUCCUGAUGAGCUUGAUGAGGAAUUUGAUACAUUUCCAACAACAAGGAGCGCAGAGAUAGUCCGGAUGAGGUAUGAUCGGCUAAGGAGUGUGGCUGGGAGGAUCCAGACUGUGGUGGGUGAUGUGGCUACCCAAGGUGAGAGAAUUCAAUCACUAUUAAGUUGGCGGGAUCCUCGUGCUACAACAAUAUUUGUGACAUUAUGUCUAGUGGCUGCCGUUGUCUUGUAUUCAACACCAUUUCAGGUGCUUGCUCUUGUGGCUGGGUUUUACUUUAUGAGGCAUCCCAGGUUUAGGCAUAGGACACCAUCAGCACCAAUUAAUUUCUUUCGUCGUCUGCCAUCGAGGACAGAUAGUAUGUUGUGAAUCGGUAAUCAGAGUUCUCUGGCAAAGCUUAUGUCACCUGUGAGUCAGAUUCUGGUUUUGUUUGGUGAUGUUUGUAAAGCUUUGUGUCUUCUUAUUUUGUUUGAUGUCUUCUUUCAUGGAAAUAUGUACAUGAGAAGUUAGUAAUAGAAAUUUGGUAUCACAACAAGGCGUAUAAUAGACAAGCCAGUGUCGUGUCAUUGCUAGAUGAGUUGCUUUCAUGGUCCUCUGCAGUCUGCAGAAGCAUGGUAUUAUGUUGACACUUGACUGAACUUAAUUUUCAUACUAAAUUCUCUGUAGUUUUUUACCA
Messenger RNA from Manihot esculenta (cassava), 3778 nucleotides. Its product is annotated as FT-interacting protein 3. The transcript has 2 exons. The record is from RefSeq and is a predicted model, not a curated record. Lineage: Eukaryota; Viridiplantae; Streptophyta; Magnoliopsida; Malpighiales; Euphorbiaceae. Bases 409 to 3471 code for a protein of 1020 amino acids.